AUGCGAGCACACCACCUUUUCCAAAGGAUAGCUGAGAACCCUCGGUCCGUGGACGAGCUUCUCAAGGCCGCCACUACUGAAACUGAUACGCAAGAGACCGAUGAUGACCCCUACGUUGUCGCCAUAAGGCUGAUGAGCUGCUUAGUAGAGGCGGCAUCACAGGGCUCAAUCGAGAUAUUUCGCCUCCUCUGGCCGGCCAUCAUCAAAGCUGCAGAGUACCAUGCAAAACGCAAUCCCUACGACCGCAAGGUCCAUAAAAAGGCACAAACAUUGCUGGUAUGGGCGUACCAGUGUGCAAUCGAGGCCUCGUUCGCUGUGGCGCUGGUCAAGGGGUAUCAGGAUAUUUCACAGCACAUCCUCUAUCAUUUCAAGAAUCCCUUUUACGGAUGGAGGCCUGGCAAGGCUGCGCCCGAGGAAUGGAGAGAGGAAUUCCGCUCCAGCACCCUAACCAUGCUCCUGCGUCAUGCAGCUGCAUAUGGGGACAUGGCGCUGGUUCAGCAUAUCCUAAACAACGAGGACAUCAAGCCAAAAGACCUGGAAUCGGCGAUUUGCUCCGCAGCCCGCGAAGAUUGUCUCGAUACGGUGGAGAUGAUUGUUGCGCAUCUCAUGACCAUGGAGAAGGGUGAUCCGAGGAGUAUCUGGGGGUCAGCGGAGCUGGGGAGACAUCCCACAAUUGACGAGCAGCGUUUGGAAGUUGUGGGGUUUGCAUUCACGUUCUGGCCGAGCAAGACCAGGAUACAUGGGCAGCGGAUUCUGCUGGGGUUGUUCUUCAAGUUGGUCCAUGUGGUGUAUGUGGCGACGCCGGACUGCGAGGAUGUAAUGGCGAUCCGGCGGGCGCUGCAGGAAGAAUGGGCGCUGUUGCUUUCGAGGGAGCAGUGCUUUAAGUUUUUGGAGAUGGGUAUGCCUCCUAAAAUUAGGGCUUCCAUGUUCAAGAAUCUGAGGGCCAUCGACCACAAUAUGCCCCCGGACUCAAUACUUAUCAAGACGGAUGGAGAGCCGGUUGUUGCCCAUAAGGAUAUUCUUUGCUAUUGGUCCAAGUACUUUGCCGGACUAUCAAGGCAUGCCUGGGCUGACAAUGGAGCCGUGGAUUUUGGAUAUCAUAUCCAUCCGGCUGUUAUGACGUCCGUUCUUAAUUUCAUGUACUGUGGGGAGUACGUAGACGUCGAAUGCGAUAACAAGCAGGAAUUCCUCUCUCAACUCUGGGAGGCGGCCGACUACCUCCAGAUCGACCUGUUGAAGGAGAAAGUCGGACUCUUGUUGGAUCAGGUCGAGGAAGAGGAGGAGGAGGAGCUGUGA
This is a messenger RNA of Aspergillus puulaauensis, 1296 nucleotides long. RefSeq names its product BTB/POZ domain-containing protein. The transcript has a single exon. NCBI's taxonomy places the organism in Eukaryota, Fungi, Ascomycota, Eurotiomycetes, Eurotiales, Aspergillaceae. Bases 1 to 1296 code for a protein of 431 amino acids. The record is from RefSeq and is a predicted model, not a curated record. Gene Ontology annotation, molecular function: protein binding.